UUGCUCAAGAUCUGUCCUGCUGGUGAUAGGCACCACUAUGUCUUCCCCAUCCCUCUCCGUCGCCGUCUGCCUCUACCCCAACCUCACCGCCCUCGACUACCAGGGCCCCAUCGAGUUCCUCGCCGCGCUCUCCGCCAAAGCCAAGCCCUUCAUAUUCAAGGAGCAAGCCGACGCGCUGCCCACUCUCGGCCCCUUCGUGUACCUCUCGCACACGCUCGAGCCCGUGGCGCCGGGCUUCUCUGGCGAGGCGGGCCCGCGGAUGACGCCGGACAAGACGUAUGGGGAGGCGAAGGAGCAGUUCGAUAUCCUGUUGGUGCCGGGAGGCCCGCCGGACGUCCCGCAGGAGUUGACCGACUUCCUGGUCCGCCAGCUCCCUGGUGCGAAGUACGUGCUCACCGUGUGCACUGGCUCCUGGAUCCUCGCCCGCACCGGCGCGCUAGACGGCAAGCGCGCUACGGGUAACAAGUUUAUGUUCAAGACCAUGCUUGCGGACACGGCCUCUCACAACAUCGACUGGGUGGCGCGCGCCCGCUGGGUCGUCGACGGCAAGUUCUGGACGAGCUCGGGCGUGACUGCGGGCAUGGAUAUGGCCAACGCUUUCGUUGCGCAGCUUGCGGGUGAGCCUGCGGCGAAGACGAUUCAGAUGGGGCUUGAGAUGCGCGCGAAGGACCAGGACAACGAUGAGUUUGCGGCCGUUCAUGGCUUGGUCUAGGACAGAAAUCUGUAGUAAUGAUUACAACAAAGCAAAAGAGGGUCAUCGC
Schizophyllum commune H4-8 is the source of this 761-nucleotide messenger RNA. Its product is annotated as class I glutamine amidotransferase-like protein. The transcript is spliced from 5 exons. The coding region runs from base 38 to 712 and encodes 224 amino acids. Lineage: Eukaryota; Fungi; Basidiomycota; Agaricomycetes; Agaricales; Schizophyllaceae. The record is from RefSeq and is a predicted model, not a curated record.